ACAUGAGGCAUACAGGAACGUUUUCAAUUGUUUGUUAAAAGUUUCUAAAAAGUAACAUAUUCGGAUAUUAAUUGGCAGUUUGUUCCAAAUGCGCUAAUGGUAUCUAAGCCUAGAACAAUACUAUAUAAAUAGGAAUACACAGUAAAAUGUAUGAUAAUACCAGUUGGCUAACAAAACGGAAUCUAUUUAAAACUAAGAAUAAAUACUGAACUAACGUUUAUUAAAGAGUGCUGUGAUACAUUACUAACACAAGCAUGGACAAAAUUAUAUAAUCAUGAAUGAUCAUCGUGAAACUAUAAGGGUCUCUUUUGUGAACGUACGAAAGCCGUAUCAAUCAUAAAAUUUGUUCGAAAAUAAAUAGAGAGCAUAGUGACAGUGUUCUUUAAAUGAUUGGUCGCUUUUAUAGUGCGAUCACCGAUACCUUAGUAUAUAAGGUCCUUUCCCACCACGUCUUAAGUUAGAGUCUGAACUGACUUGCAGUGGGCAACUAUAUAAUUGUUUUUUAGUUAUUUUUAGAGUUUAUCAAGUCUUUUGUUAUUGGGCCGAAGAUUAUCGGGAUGAAUACGAUUAGCUCAUUCGAUUUUGAGAACGGCGAGCCGGGAAUUGUCAAUGAGCAGCCAUUGUUCGGUUCUCCGCAAAUUCCGGUGUCUAUUAGUAACCAGCUUUGUGGCCGAAAUUCGGUUGCCUGCUGUAAGGGCAAUAUUUUGACAGAGAAGGAUAAACGAAUACAGCUUGUUAAAAUGUUCUUGUUAUCUCUAAUUCCGAUUCUUUCACUUACAUUGCUAGCUGCUUUGGAUAUCGGCAACAUUGUUAACAAUAGCAGUAUUGAUGGGGAAGUGCGUAACGCAAUCAUAUUCAGCCGUGACAUUGGGGUGCUACUGAGUCGGCUGCAGAAAGAACGGGAUAUGUCGGCACUGUUCGCUAGCCCUAUCCGGCCCGAAGACAACGACUUUCUGACAGAAACGUACCCGCUUACUGAUACAGCUCUUGAAAAUCUUGAAAAGUGGCCCAUUAAGACAAGCGUACUCGAAGCUUUGCCGUUUUUCAACGAGAAACAAGAUCUGAAGCAGCACCUUGCGUGGCAUCGAGAGACUCUGUCAUCCACCAACACCACGAUCUACGAGGAAAUCUAUUUCUACACGGAACUCCUACAGAUCUUUAUAGACUGGCUAUACGAGAGCGUUGGAAACUCAAAAGGACAUGGCAUGUGGACCACUCUUGUUGCUUAUCAGCUGCUCGUAGUCAGCAAUGUUGAUACUGGCAUCGAGCGAACACUUGGCACUGUUUUCUUUGCUCAGGGCAUUUUCGAUAAACGCAGUGACUACGUGUGGUAUCUUGAUAAAUACAACGUUGGAACAUGGUAUUUCCAAGCAUCAAUGGGUUACUCAGAACGCAUUGCUCACCUCUACAAAGCUGAAAUUGAAAUAUUAGAUCAGAAUAUAACACAAACAGUCGACGAGUUACGAAAUAUUAUUUUGAAAAAUAAUAACAAUAAGACUGGAAAAACGAGUGGAAUUUCUGUAACACGUUGGUUUGAUAUAAUGACAAUUUAUAUCAACAUACGGGAAAAGGUGCAAAAAAACAUGGCUCAGGACAUUCUUGAUCGAUUGAACCACGAAAUAGACAAAGAUACUGAGUCGAUGGCUGUAAGCGUCUCUCUAGUAGUUGCAGUUACUAUUCUUUGUCCUUUGACGCUUAGAGCUAUUUCAAAGAUGACAACAGAUAUUCAGACCUAUGCAUUAACUUUGGCAGCCCAGACCAAGAAAUUGAACGAAGAAAAAGAGCGUUCCAAUUGGUUACUGUACUCCAUGCUUCCAAAAUCUGUUGCUGAGCAGCUGAUGUACAGGAAGGAUGUGAAAGCAGAGUACUUUGACUUGGUCACAGUUCUUUUUUCAGAUUUAGUGGGGUUCAACAAGUUAUGUUCAAUAAGUGCACCAUUACAAGUUGUUGAGAUGUUGAAUGGGCUGUACAUGAUGAUAGACACCAGAAUCGAAAGAUAUGACGUAUGCAAAGUGGAAACAAUAAAUGAAACAUACAUGCUGGCAUCAGGAUUACCUAAUCGGAAUGGCUUCAAACAUGCUAGUGAGAUAGCAACUGCUGCUAUCGAUAUCUUAUACCACAUCAAUACCCUCGCAGUACCUGCAUAUCCAAACAGGAAAUUCAGUAUAAGAAUUGGAAUACACACCGGUCCGGUUGUGGCAGGUGUAGUUGGUCUGAAAAUGCCGCGUUACGGUCUUUUCGGCGAUACCGUUAACAUUGCGUCACAUAUGCAAACAAAUGGAAUGGGUGAGUUAGUAGUAAUAGGAAAAUAG
This is a messenger RNA of Anneissia japonica, 2312 nucleotides long. RefSeq lists its product as uncharacterized. Gene Ontology annotation, molecular function: guanylate cyclase activity; peptide receptor activity. The transcript is spliced from 4 exons. Bases 558 to 2312 code for a protein of 584 amino acids. The record is from RefSeq and is a predicted model, not a curated record. NCBI's taxonomy places the organism in Eukaryota, Metazoa, Echinodermata, Crinoidea, Comatulida, Comatulidae. Gene Ontology annotation, biological process: receptor guanylyl cyclase signaling pathway; intracellular signal transduction; cGMP biosynthetic process.